This is a messenger RNA of Lolium perenne, 5741 nucleotides long. NCBI's taxonomy places the organism in Eukaryota, Viridiplantae, Streptophyta, Magnoliopsida, Poales, Poaceae. The record is from RefSeq and is a predicted model, not a curated record.
UCGCGCCGGCGCGCCACCGCCGGUGCCCCGCAGCCCGCCGCCGGUGCCCCGCAGCCCGCCGCCGGCAACAAGCUGGGCGUGGUGGAGAUGAGGGAGCCGAUUGCUUUUUUUUGUUUUAUUUAGGGUCCUUUGUGUAACAGUUAGGACCUAUCUGUAAUUUAUUAUUUUUUGGGCCAAGCUCAACCCAUACAUGCCAACCAAACAAAGUAUCAGUUCAGCUCCCCUCAACACAUACAGGCUACCAAACACAUCACAAAAUCUCAGGCAAGUUUGUAUGAGGUCAGAUAUCUGAAGUGAGAAAGAGAAUCUGAGGUGGCACAGGCUACCAAACACACCCUUAGUAUCAACAUCAGCAAGCAGCCUAGCUGAUCUGCUAGAUCUUGUGCUGAAUGGGCCUCAGCCCAGAUCCUCCGACGAAGCCCGCCUCCCCGUGCGCGAAGCUUCUAUCCGCCGCCGCUUGCAGGCCAUGUCCCGGCCCAGGUUUUCCCCGAUGCAGAACCAGGCCAGAUCGGCCCAUCACCCCUCUCUGCAUUUGCUUCUUCCCGGAUAGGAUCACGAAGUGGUGCGGUGAGAUACGCCAAGUUCUCCGGAUGUUCUUCAACAAGCUUUAACAGGCAAGCAUUUUCCCCUAUACUCCUGUCCCUGCAGGAGUCGCUCACCUAUUUUAUUUUGCCUUCUCCCUCAUGCUAUCCUUAAGUUGCGUUCUUGUCACGUGUCCUUUCCACUUGUUACCUCAAGCAGCCCAUAUUGCCACCACCACCUCCUACAGCUAUUGUUUUGUUAUCGUGUCUGCCUUGCGAGUCGUAGUGCAUGCUAGUGCUGUCUUAUCUUGUUACUGUUGUUGUUAUCUUAUCGGGUUAUAUGUUGGGAAUAAUCAUGGUUACUUUAGUUGUUGAUAAUUGUUUAGCGGAGGCAUCGGUGGGUCAGCUGCUUGUUUUGUGAUGGCUCACUUGUGUUUCCUAAAUAUCUUAGGACCCCGAGUUCUUGUUAUCUGUUCCGAGACUGAGCGCUCUAACCACACGUGGGUAUGCUUACCGGGUCUCCCCUCGACCACUGCCGGAAUCUACAGCCUUGUCCAGUGGCCACAACUAGUUUGGAUGUUUGUUUUGUUUCUCCCGGGCGUGCAAGCUUGUUUCUUUGUGGUCAGAUGAUAUGAUGUUACUCUUGGGGAAGCCAUGUUGCCUUGUAACCCCAUUGUCUCUUGCACGCUCGUAGGAUGCGGUACGUAUUGCUGAAGAUGGAUUCACCCUGCGGGCACUGUUUCCAUCCGAAAGCCGUAGACGCAAACAGCUAAGUCCGCGUCGGAGUUUCGAUCGGGCUCCGAAACGGGUUAACUUAGUUAGGUGGCUUCCUGGACAUUGUUGUAGUGAAGGAGAGUGCGUGUCGUGAUAUCCACCUGUCGUAAGUGGGUUGAGCGUGCGUGCACUUUUGGGCACCCCUGCUGGGUUACAAUCUUAUCGAUAAGCCGCGUCCGCGGUUAUGGACGACUUGGAGCUGUAUGACUCGAUCAUAGACAACUUACACCUGUUGUUUCACUACUAAUAACUUGCAUAGUAAGUUAGAACAACUUAAAUAAUAACUGGUUAAAACUUGUCAACAGUGUGAGUGCCUUUGCUAGUACUUCUUUGCGAAGGGAGAACACAUCGGCUGUGUUACGUUUGCAGAGUAUAGAACUGUUAGUUUAUGCGCUCUCUCACCUUCUCUGAUUAGACGAAUGUUGUAGAGUGUCUCUAUAGGUUUUUAGUGCUUGCGCGUUGCCGCUUAACCCCACCAUAUUGCCUAUGACGUUCCUCUUGCGUCCUCUAAGUCCCCUGCGUGCCUCAAGUACAAAGGACGACUGGUUGACGAAUGCUUAUACGUCUUGAAGUCUUGUUAAGUACGAACCCGUACUUAUUGCUGCUUCUACGGGAUAUAACCGGGCAGGUAUGGAGAUAUGUUCGAAGAAGAUGACGCUAGCAAGGUUACCCUUCCGGCUUGGCCUGGGCAGGAUUAUGGACGCCACUGGUUAUCUUCAGGACUCUUAGUCCAAUUUGUAUCUUGUUCGUACUCGGACAUAUUCGAUCUUCUGUAUGAUUCGGAUCUUUGUAUUGUAUAUUUGUAUCUUGACUCGUUGGAGUCGUUGUUAUAAUAUAUGUAUCUUGUGGGAUCUAUUGUAAACAUGUUGUACUGUUACUACUCGUAGUAAUUCCUCUGGCAUCACGUGUGCUUUGUCGCGCACGUCGUGUCGGAGGGCGUGUCGGAAUCGAUAUCGUGCGGAUUUCGGUGGGUUCGCUGGGAUCCUCAGGAUACCGGUUCCGGGGCGUCACAUGAGUGAGCAGCAGACUCCCCAAGGAUGGAUCAGUACGAGGUGUUCGCACAGAUUGGGAAAUGAGCAUGGAUAAGUACGAGGUGUUGGAACAUAUUGGUGAUGGAGCAUUUGACUCUGGUCUAUUAAUGAGGCACGAGGUGGGGAAGAAGUAUUUGCUGAAGAAGAUCCAGCUAGAGCCACAAACUGACCGCAGUCACCGGUCUUCCUUGAAGGAGGCAGGAGGAGAUGGUGGUGGUGUCCUUAAUCGCCGCAAAGUUCCUGCACUGUCUGCUGCGUCCUCCGUGAGGUCGCUUUGCCGCGUGCCGGCGCAACAUCUGGUCUCCAUCCUUGCGGUCUUUGCCGACGUCCUCGCCGGAAAUAAGGCCACGCCAGUCGCCACCGCACAGCUGGUUACGAUCAUGCAACCGGAAGGAAUAUCUCCAACCGUGGGGAGUAACGGAUCACUUUCUCAUGCAACUGAUAGCUUAAUAGUAAGGAUGAUCGUUUUGAACAGGCAGAACAUGUCUGCUGCAAUGGAGGUGUUCAUACUACCGCGACAUCAUGACCAUCAACGCGCCUGCUACCCGGAUGAUCCGGAUGUGGAAGAGCUCCCCGCGAUGGCAGCAUUCGAGGUGGAGGAGACCAAUGCCUACUCCGUCACGGAGGCGGCGGCGCACGAGGCCGUCGCCGAGGAGAGCGACCUUCUCUUCACGGAGUCGCUACUCCGUCAAGCGUAGUCGACGGCGACGAUCAUGGUUGAUGCCUUCGUGCUCAUGGCGCAUGACGAAGCGGACCUGGCGGAGGCCCAGGCCAGGAUCGCCGCAGAUCUCGCUGGACACCCACGAUCAAACCCACUUACAGGUUGUGCUAGAGUCGACACCAGGUCUCAGCGCCACCCCUUCUUAAAAGAAGGUCUCAGCGCCGCCCCCAACUUCUCCCCGAACGGCACUGCUCCAUCGCCAUACGGCUCAGGCAAGUGCACUUGGAAAGGUGCCGUCCCUCCUCUGUGUCGCUGACGUCUGCCCCAGCCGCUGCCUCCUCGAUUAGUUCCUGUCCCUCAGUUCCCUCUUGCGCCACCACACGAGUUUGUCCCUAAAGAGGUCGCGUUGACAUUCCUGGCCAGGAGCAUGUUUGUGUGUGGUGAUUGUUCUACCUUCCCACUGCAGGAAGCUGCAGCUUUGCCUCCCACCAAUGGCUGCUUCACGUGAGGUUCCUUUCCUCCCGAGAUGUGAGUAGAUAGAUACCCACAAUGGAGGAAGGGAGAAGAAUGAUCACGAGUUUGUGAGAAACUCUUGGUCUGUUGUGUACGGGAGGUAUUCAAUCAUGUAUAACCUAACAAAGGUGUUGGAUGAGUGCAGUGCAGAUGUACUUCCAUUUAGGCGCAAUGUGGAUGGCGAUGCCAUGCUUAAUUCUGGUCCAUUAGUGGUUUCCAGGAGUGGAGAUGAACAUGAUUUGAGAAGGAGCUUCAGAUGCUCAUUCCGUACUUGGCUGAUGACCCAGGUUACAGUAAGUACUUAUGGUCUCUUUCAUAUUCGUCAUAAUCAGAAUUAUUUAACAAACUCAAUAGAGGAUUCAGUUUGUGACAUUGUAAUUGGAUUGUUUUUGGAUACUAUUUUGUACCAGCACCUGACAGUCGCAUUUCUAGAACACCUGUAUAUGCUUGAAUUAUGAAACCAUAACAAACUUGAAUUACACUUGGUGUGGAUCUCUCUUUGCUGAUAAUUGUACUAUCCUUCACCAAUUUUAAAUAAGUGACAGCGAUCAUGCAAAAGUACCCAACCAAAUUAUUCCCCAUAGGGCUCAUAGAUGGCUGGCGAGUGUGUACUUAUUAAUGUUGUUCAUCAGAUCCUUGACAUUUUCUGUGUCCUGUUCCUCGCCAUCUGCAAGUGUAGGACCAAGGGAAAAUCAUGGAAUUGUGUGAAACAAAUAUCUGUUGAUGACAGACUCUAUGUUUACCUGAAGAGUUAAGGUAGGUGUGCACUUCUGUUGCAGUAGGAGCAAUAAGGAACGGUGGAUAGAGAGCUUAGACUGAGCAAGAUAUCUAAAGGUAAACAGUACUAGGUAGGUCUGCACUUAUGUUGCAGUAGGAGCAAUAAGGAACAGUGGAUAGAGAGCUUAGACUGAUCAUGAUAUCUAAAGGUAAACAUUACGUAGAUCAGUAGCUUAAUUACAUAGAUAUUUUGUGUAGUCCAAUACAUAAGGCUGUUCUGAAUGGCACUCAGCGAUUAAUCAUAGAACCAGAUGCACAACAAGAUGCAUCUUUCAUCUCUUCAUGCUGUUAUAUUGGAUAUGGCUUUCCGACAUUCAUUCUUAUUGCAUUGUUAGAGUACAAGAAAAAAAUUAGGUAGAUGGGAAAGAGUAGAGCUGUAUGGAUAUUCAGUACAUAAUUGAAUCUUAGAUGGUACGUUCUAGAGUUACAAAAUCGUAUGAGAUGUUUCUUUACACAGGCUAAACAGUUCAACGUAUAUACACUUGCGUUGCUUCGCCUAUACGAACAAAAAAAUCCUUUAUUUGGCUAAGUCCAUUCUACCGCAUCUGUUGAUACUUCCAUUGAACCAACUUCACGCAUUUUUCCGAAGGAUCUGGUUUCGCUUGGGGUAAUAAUUGAGUAAACUAGGAGAAAAAUCUCACAUUUACUACCCGAGACGAAAAUGUACCGAAGUAUUGCAGAUUAAUUUGGAGAAUCGCACAUAUCAAGGAGUUAAUAGUGUUCCACUUAUAAACUAGGAUUAGGUGCAUAUUUGGCUCUAAUGCAUCUUGAUGAUCUGGUGUACUCAUUAAGUAUGAAGCUUUAAAACUUAUUACCACUGAAACUCGGCCUGACUGUUCUAAUAAAAAUCUUUAAAACUUAACAGUUUCAUUGAAUCCACUUACUACCACUGAAAAAAAAUCCAUGCUCUCAGUUAACAGAACUUGGAAUGCAGUGGGAAGGAAACCUCCCUACUGAUUCCGUCAUCAAAUUAUUCCUUACUGACUAUUGCAAAAUAUACUAUGAAUCACUAGCUUCAAGUUAUUCCUUACUGACUAUUGCAAAAUAUGCUACGAAUCACUAGCUGCAGUUACAAGUAUUUUUUUUGUCAGACUUUUCAUUGCUGCCAACCAUGUAAGCCUUUACGAUUUCACUUUUAUGCCAUAUUCUUUUCUGGUACAUAAUUACUAUCCAUCUAUUUAUGUGUGACUAUAAUGUAGUUGAAUAGUGAGGUUAUGCAUUUAGACUGUUUUCAUAUAACAACGGGCAGUUUAUUUCAUGUAUGUUCCGCAAGGAAUCAAUAGAAGAAAUGACCAUGUUAUUAUUUUGGGUAAAACUAUUUGAAGUUACAAAGAACUUAAGAGUAAGUGGAGCUUUGCCCCAUGGCCGUUCUGUGAAUCAAGUUGUCUCGAGAUUCUUUGUUCUACUAUUCCUUGAGUAAUUUUUCUCAGCGGAAUCUAUAUACUAAUAAGUCAAAAUUUCUUU